AUGCCAUUUUUGAAUGCGGUUGUAUAUGAAUUCCGAUAUACGGGGAAAACAGAAAGUGUAUUACUGGAACCUGGUAUUUAUAAGUUUGAAGCAUGGGGAGCAAAAGGACAAGAUAAUGGAAAAUUUGGUGGUUAUGGUGGCUAUUCUCAUGGAAAUAUCGCGCUCACUAAGCCUUUAAAAGUAUUCAUUACUGUUGGAGGCCGUGAUGGUUUUAAUGGAGGAGGUAGGAGCUAUAAUCAAAGUAUCACAGGUGGAGGAGCUACAGACUUUAGAUUUUUUGAGAAUACUCUGAAUAAUAGAGUACUUGUAGCUGGUGGGGCCGGAGCUGGUGGAGGUGACAAUUCUUACUCUAAUUUUAAUGGAGGAGAUGCUGGUGGAUUUGAGGGAGAAGAACCUCAAUAUGGUGGUGAGGGUGGGCAGCGUAAUCGGGGAGGUAGAUGCAUUUUAUAUGAUCCUGAUCUUAUAAACACAUCCCCAACUAGAGAUGGUGAUUUCAGGAAAGGUAGAGACGUACAGGGGAUUAAUGCUGGCCCCGGAGGUGGUGGUUGGUAUGGUGGAGGUGCUGGGAGCGGAUUUUCUGAAUAUGGACGUGCUGAAAAGCACACCGGCCCAGGGGGUGGUGGUUCUGGCUUUGUAUAUACUAAUGAAAGCAUUGAAUAUCUACCUCCGGGAUAUGCUGUAGCUCGUGAAUAUAUGUUUUCUAGUGGAUAUGCUCUUAGAGGUGGAGUUACUGUUGCAGACAUCACCGGAGAUGUCACAUCAAGUAAUCAAGAAAACAGCUGCGCCCAAAUCACCACGUACUCUUUAUUUAAUUUUAAUCUCAAUCAGGUAAAGCCAGCUUCUUCUCAUCGUUUAAAUCCUAGACAAUUUUCUCUAUUCACAUCAAUUUUUUUAAAAAUUAAACGCUAA
Trichomonas vaginalis G3 is the source of this 909-nucleotide messenger RNA. RefSeq names its product glycine-rich protein family. The transcript has a single exon. The record is from RefSeq and is a predicted model, not a curated record. The coding region runs from base 1 to 909 and encodes 302 amino acids. NCBI's taxonomy places the organism in Eukaryota, Parabasalia, Trichomonadida, Trichomonadidae.